AUGGCGCAGCCCAACCCCGCGGCCGCGUGCGCGGGUACCACUACUUUCUGCGUUUUCCUCGCGGCAGUGAUCACGGGCAUCGUGCUGCUUUCCAUCUCGUUCCACAAGAUCAGCUCCACGGAGGUGGGGCUGCAGUACAACAGAGUGACCAAGAGCCUCUCGUCGAAGCCCGUGGGGCCUGGGCUGCACAAUGGCCCUCCAGGGUUCAAGUUCGUCAAG
Messenger RNA from Klebsormidium nitens, 219 nucleotides. The record is from the annotation of a GenBank genome assembly. NCBI's taxonomy places the organism in Eukaryota, Viridiplantae, Streptophyta, Klebsormidiophyceae, Klebsormidiales, Klebsormidiaceae.